Protopolystoma xenopodis is the source of this 531-nucleotide messenger RNA. NCBI's taxonomy places the organism in Eukaryota, Metazoa, Platyhelminthes, Monogenea, Polystomatidea, Polystomatidae. The record is from the annotation of a GenBank genome assembly.
AAAUUUCCUCGGAUUCGGCUCGCGCGUUGGCAAAUUUGGGCAAAUUUGCAAAGGAGACAAACUGUUUUCGACGCCAAAUUUCCCGUGAAAGUGGACAACGCUUGGGCUAAUUGGCACCAGAAUGACGUCAGAAUACUUAACUAUCCACUUGAAUCAGUUCGUUUCAGUCAAGCCUGGUCCCUCUGGAAAGCCCGCGAUCCGCCGACCCGAGAAGGCCACAACGGAGAGGCCGUCAUCUCCCUUUUGAUCCGAUCAAGACGCUCCGCCAGGAUCCAGUUGACUACACAGGGCCAAAUGGGACUGUGCUCCUCUGGGCAGACGCUCUUUUUUCCUUGUGCCCCGGAAGAGCUCACUGCUCAGGCAUCGGUGACACGCAUCGUGAGAGCUUUUCAAGGUCUGUAUUUAGUCAUGUCGUAUUCCGAAGAUAUAGCAGAGGUCAACUUAAAUACCGCCGAUCAAAUUGAGUAUCUGCUCAGUCUGAUCAGAGGUGGUGAGAGUGUCGAGGCAGCAGAGCAACUGCAAAAGCCGUGA